Messenger RNA from Condylura cristata (star-nosed mole), 3844 nucleotides. It is a transcript of the gene ARHGAP17, whose product is annotated as Rho GTPase activating protein 17. Bases 89 to 2569 code for a protein of 826 amino acids. The record is from RefSeq and is a predicted model, not a curated record. NCBI's taxonomy places the organism in Eukaryota, Metazoa, Chordata, Mammalia, Eulipotyphla, Talpidae. Gene Ontology annotation, cellular component: cytoplasm; cytosol; intracellular anatomical structure. The transcript has 21 exons. Gene Ontology annotation, molecular function: protein binding; GTPase activator activity. Gene Ontology annotation, biological process: regulation of actin cytoskeleton organization; regulation of Rac protein signal transduction; positive regulation of GTPase activity.
UCUUCAGGGUAAUUAGCGAGCUGAGAAGACAGAAGUACUCAGUGAAGAUCUGUUGCAGAUUGAGCGGCGCCUGGACACGGUGCGGUCGAUGUGCCACCAGUCCCACAAGCGCCUGAUGGCCUGCUUCCAGGGCCAGCAUGGCACCGACACGGAGCGGAGACACAAAAAGCUCCCCCUGACUGCUUUGGCUCAGAAUGUGCAAGAAGCAUCGACCCAGCUGGAGGACUGUCUUCUGGGGAAGAUGCUGGAGACGUGUGGGGAUGCUGAGAAUCAGCUGGCCUUGGAGCUCUCGCAGCACGAAGUCUUUAUCGAGAAGGAGAUUGUGGACCCACUGUACUUCAUUGCCGAGGUGGAGAUUCCCAACAUCCAAAAACAGAGGAAACAGCUUGCUAAAUUGGUGUUGGACUGGGAUUCGGUCAGAGCCAGGUGGAACCAGGCCCACAAGUCUUCAGGAACCAACUUUCAGGGGCUCCCAUCAAAAAUAGAUACGCUAAAGGAAGAAAUGGAUGAAGCUGGAAAUAAAGUAGAACAGUGCAAGGAUCAGCUUGCAGCAGACAUGUACAACUUCAUGGCCAAAGAAGGGGAGUAUGGCAAAUUCUUCGUGACGUUAUUAGAAGCCCAAGCAGAUUACCAUAGAAAAGCAUUAGCAGUCUUAGAAAAGGCCCUUCCCGAAAUGCGAGCCCAUCAAGAUAAGUGGGCGGAAAAGCCAGCCUUUGGGACUCCUUUGGAAGAACACCUGAAGCGCAGCGGGCGGGAGAUCGCGCUCCCCAUUGAGGCCUGCGUCAUGCUGCUCCUGGAGACCGGCAUGAAGGAGGAGGGUCUUUUCCGAAUUGGGGCUGGGGCCUCCAAGUUAAAGAAACUGAAGGCUGCUUUAGAUUGUUCUACGUCUCACCUGGAUGAAUUCUAUUCAGACCCCCAUGCUGUAGCAGGUGCUUUAAAGUCCUAUUUGCGGGAACUGCCUGAACCUUUGAUGACUUUUAAUCUGUAUGAAGAAUGGACACAGGUUGCAAGUGUACAGGAUCAAGACAAAAAGCUUCAAGAUUUAUGGAGAACAUGUCAGAAGCUGCCACCACAAAACUUUGUUAACUUUAGGUAUUUAAUCAAGUUCCUUGCAAAGCUUGCUCAGACGAGCGAUGUUAAUAAAAUGACUCCCAGCAACAUUGCAAUCGUGUUGGGCCCUAAUUUGUUAUGGGCCAAAAAUGAAGGGACACUGGCCGAGAUGGCCGCAGCCACCUCCGUCCAUGUGGUUGCUGUCAUCGAGCCCAUUAUUCAGCACGCGGACUGGUUCUUCCCUGAAGAGGUGGAAUUUAAUGUCUCAGAAGCAUUUGUACCUCUUGCUACCCCGAAUUCUAAUCACUUUCCCCACACUGGAAAUGACUCUGACUCGGGCACCCUGGAGAGGAAGCGACCAGCCAGUAUGGCGGUGAUGGAAGGGGACUUGGUGAAGAAGGAGAGCUUUGGUGUGAAGCUUAUGGACUUCCAGGCCCACCGGCGGGGUGGUACCCUAAAUAGAAAGCACCUGUCCCCCGCUUUCCAGCCGCCACUCCCGCCCACAGAUGGCAGCACCUUGGCGCCAGCGGGCCCAGAGCCCUCUCCCCAGAGCACUAGGGCUGAAAGCAGCGCAGGGGGUGGGACUGUCCCCAACUGUGCGGGCACGCUGGAGCAGGGGCCGAGCCCGGGCGAUAGCAGCCCUCCGAAGCCCAAGGACUCUGCAGCUGUGCCUGCAUCGGGGAGAAACAACAGUCAGAUGGCCACGGGCCCGAGCCAGGCCCAGUCCUCCACUGGCUCUCACCAGCUCUCUGUGGGCCCCGCACACAAUUCUGCCGGCCCCAGUCCGCAUACUCUGCGCCGGGCUGUUAAGAAACCUGCUCCAGCGCCCCCCAAGCCAGGAAACCCCCCUCCGGGCCAUCCCGGGGGCCAGAGUUCUCCAGCAACAUCUCAGCACCCCCCCAGCCUGUCACCGAAACCAGCCACCCGAAGUCCUUCUCCACCCACUCAGCACCCAGGCCAGGCUCCGGGCCAGCCCAGCACACCCUCGCAGCUCUCGGCGGCCCGGAGGUACUCCAGCAGCCUGUCUCCCAUCCAAGCACCCAGCCACCCGCCGCCACAGCCUCCAACACAGGCCACGCUGCUGGGGCCCGGCAAGCCAGGGGGCCAGGGCCUGCCCGGGGAGCCCGGACUGGAGCAGCCGGCCCCCACGCCACCCCACACCCCCACGCCUCCCAGCACUCCGCCCUUAGGAAAGCAGAACCCAGGCCCGCCUGCCUCGCAGGCCCCGGCGGGGAGUAACCCAGAGACUGUGCAGCCGCAUGCUGGAACCUUGCCGAGACCGAGACCAGUACCAAAGCCGCGGAACCGCCCCAGCGUGCCCCCGCCUCCUCACCCCCCGGGCGCCCACUCAGCUGUGGAAGGCAGCCUGGCCAGCGCAGCGCCCACCGCUUCCAAGAUAGUCACGGAUGACCUUGCUAGUGCCCUCACAGGCUUGAGGUGUAGUGGAAAGAACACAUACUGUAAAGUCGGACCUGCCUGGAUUAGAAUUCCAGCUCUCUGUGUGACACCUCAUCUGUGAAAGAUGCAGUGAAAGUUACUGUUGAAGGGGUUCCAUUAGAUAACUAAUAAAAGCAUCUUGACAUACAGUGGGUCUCAAUCAGUGGUACAUACUUAUUGUCAUUUUUACCUAGAAAAAAAUACCAGGCUAGCCAUUAGAUGCAUUUGCUAAUGUUAAAAAUGUAAUGAAAUAGAAGUAUAUAAAUUUUAAAAAUUUAUAUAAAAUUUUAAAUUUUAAAUUUUUAAAGAGCCUGUGUCCUCUGAGUUGACCCACCCCCUGGAGUUCCCUUGUAGCUGUUCCAUUGUGGGUUUAAAAGACAGCAGUCGAAGUAGAAGCUACUUCUUAGUCGCACGUACCUGAGAACCCCCAGCCCUGUGCGCGCUGUGGGGCCCAGCCCUCUUGACGCCGUGAAGCACAGCGCUCGACUGGUUCCCGAGCGUCCUCCUCUCGAAACUGAACUCUGAGUCGCAAGAGGCGUGUAUUUAACGCAAGCAGACGGUAGAGAGAAUUUGGGGACUAGCAGCACUGAGGUCGCCCUCCUGCCUGCGGAGCGGUCUGUGACUCAUACUCCCUUUUUUUCUUCCAGUUUUUUCCCUAAAAGGGGUGUGGAGGGGGUGUGAGCAUAAUUGUGUGGCAUGCAUAGGUUUGAUCUUGGCAUUGAAAAUUUUUCCUUUAUGUUACAUGCAAGAAUGUGGUUGUUAUAACCACCUUUUUUAGUAGCUGCUAGUAUUUCUUUAAGCAGCUGUAUUAUUGCUCAUAGUAGGACAGUCCAGUGACUUCUGCUUCUACUUGGAGUUUGUUUUUAAUAAGUAGAUAUAGCCAUGAGAGGUGAACAGGGCCUCCUUUGUCUAAAAUAAUAGACUGUUGCCUCAAAGCCUCUCACAGCCCUGAAAACUCUCAGAGCAGGCUGGGGAGUGUUCUUGUGACCCCUACAGCGGUGCCUGCACUGUCUUACUUAGAGUGUAUUGGGUUGUUACCUAUCAGAAUGACCCUCACAGUGACCUUGGACUUUUUGAAGUGCACGCUUACAACCCAGAGCACACCUUCAAGGCUGCCGAAGUGUCAGGUCUUCUAGGAACAUGCCCAUGUGUAGAAUGCCAGCUCUGGCCCUCACAGGGCCUGCUUCUGCUAAUGACAUUCAGGAAAAAAAGGAAUUUGGCUCCGUGUGUCCAAGCCCCAGAUCAGAGGAAAAGCACCUCACAUUCUGCCUCUGAGUUUCCUGGGCUCCCCUCUCUGUUUGAUUUUUUUUUUUAAUAAUAUAAUAAUUUAUUUUUACAUCAUUUUGUACCUUUUUCC